Messenger RNA from Leptidea sinapis, 753 nucleotides. RefSeq lists its product as uncharacterized. The record is from RefSeq and is a predicted model, not a curated record. The transcript is spliced from 4 exons. Bases 448 to 753 code for a protein of 101 amino acids. Lineage: Eukaryota; Metazoa; Arthropoda; Insecta; Lepidoptera; Pieridae.
UUUCUGUAUCUUGCUCCAAAGAUUAAACUCCAAUCCCUCAAAUCACCUUAUGUCAGACUUCAGACUCCCCCUGACUUAUAUGGUUUAAUAAUAAUUGACAGCUGUGCUGGCUUCUGACACCAUUUUUAUCAAGAGAAAAGUCAAUAUAUGAGUCCAAAAUCUAAUACUAGCCCAAUGGUCAUAACACUAGGUUAUCACAAUUUGUCUGAUGGCUUUAAUAGUCACUCAAUUUAUUUAAUAAUGUUAUUUAUUAUUUUCAGAGAUUCCAAUGCAUAGUUUCCCAGAUGCUGUGAAAUUCUUGAGCAGUUUAAAACUUGGGUCAGUCUUGUUUGUGGAAACCCUUAAACAUCUGAUCUUGAAUGUUAUAAGAAGAAGAGAAUUUGUGAAAUACACUUUUCUGACAGACACAGAAAUCAUAAUCAAUGGCUAAGCACAUUGGCAGUUCCGAUGCUUCAUCUGCUUGGACAACUACAGAGUCAAGUAAUCUUAGGACAAGCUUCAUCCACACAACAUUUACUGCCUACAAUAAUACAGCAAGACUGUUCAGAGCCAUAUGUGAGCAACUUUAUUUUAGAAAAAGCAUCAACUUCAACAACAUUCCAACCUGUGGCUGCAGAUCUAAUGGCUCCACAGCGCACAAAGAUCAAGCAUCUUCAAGCAGAAAUAUCGCGCUUGCGAAAAAAAGGACAAUCUUUCAAAGCAAGGUUAAAAGGUGGUGCAGAUCGAUCAAUCGAAUUUUGUCAGAAAAAUUAA